AGUUUUGCUGUACAUGUAAAGGUCAAGUAAAAAUGCAGACCAAUGCAGGAAUGAGUAAUGACAACCAUUAAUGAAUAUGAGUGGUGAGUUUAUGGACCGGUCACUACCCGGUUGAUAGCAGCAGUAGUUACUCAGCUGGAGCGUCAGUAGUCAGAUAACAGAUGUGCAGAGUUCAGCUGCCUUAGGACAAGCAUGGACACACUCACGGAGCUGUGAAGAGCAGAAGUGAGCAAACUGUGGAGCUGCAGUCGAGGCGGGGCGAUCGGUUGUCGACAGCAAAGAUUUUCUCUCUCUGCUCUGCCUCGUCUCCUACAUUCUCGCCAACAUGCCUCAAGCAUGACAAUAAACUGGUUUAGCUGGGUGACGGGGGAAAAAACAAUGUAACAGAAAACUCUUCGGCGAGUCCCACCUGGACGAGAGGCUCGACGCAGCUGUGGAGGAGGAAAACACGGUGAAGAGGACAAAAUGACUGGUUUAAAGUUUAACCGACGAGAAGCUUGACGAGUGAAUAUCAGUGAGGACAACAGUAUGGCACGUCGCUCUCAGUGUUCCUCUGCAGGGGAUAACCCCCUGGACCCCAACUACCUCCCUCCUCACUAUCGGGAAGAGUACCGCUUGGCUAUCGACGCACUGAUUGAGGAGGAUUUGGAAGGAUACUACAAAUUCCUCCAAAGAGUCGACGUGGUGGACUUCCUGUCCACACCUGAGAUUCAGUACAUUCAGAACUCCAUUCAGGUCCCUCAGCAGAGCCACCACCACCCUGAGCAACGUUCUCUGGAGCUCGGGGGUGAUGGCUCCUCGGAUACUUACUGGCCGAUUCACUCCGACCUGGACGUCCCAGGUUUGGACCUCGGCUGGCCUCAGCUGCAUCACUUCAUCGGGCCCACGGAGGUCACCACUCUGGUCAACCCCCCUGAGCCCGACAUGCCGAGUAUCAAGGAGCAGGCCCGACGACUCAUCAAGAAUGCUCAGCAGGUCAUUGCUGUAGUGAUGGAUAUGUUUACUGAUGUUGACAUGUUUGCGGACAUUCUCAACGCUGCAGCGAGGAGCGUCGCUGUCUACAUUCUUUUAGACGAGCAGAAUGCACAUCACUUUGUCAACAUGGUGUCCAACUGCAGGGUCAAUCUACAGAGCAUCCAAUUUUUACGUGUGAGAACAGUGUCUGGCAUCACGUAUCACUGCCGCUCAGGGAAAUCCUUCAAAGGUCAGAUGAUGGAUCGGUUCUUGUUGACAGACUGCAGGGCUGUGCUGAGUGGAAACUACAGCUUCAUGUGGUCUUUUGAGAAGCUCCACCGCUCCAUGGCUCACCUUUUCCUAGGACAGCUCGUAUCGACUUUUGACGAAGAGUUUCGGAUUCUCUUUGCUCAGUCCCAGCCACUGAUGAUUGAAAAUGUGCUUGCUCCAAUGGAAGAUUUAAGCCUUCUGUCAAAGAGGCAGUACCCAAGUGAAAGAACUUCACUGUUCAGGGAGCCCAGGAAAUUUCUAUCAAUGGACACCGGUCAUCCAGAGGACAUGGAUUGGAGAAUGAUGCCCCUUAAAAAGCAAGGAUCCCUGCACGGCCCUGCAGAUAUGUACGGUAGAUUUCCCCCCCAGCAGUCUCGCAUGGAUCCGUCUUUUGAGCAGGGCCCCUCCAGGAUGCUGGAAAAUCCUGCCUUUAAACGUCACAGUUACGCUGAAGGUGUUCAUGGUAGAUUCUCGUACCCGUUCCUGCAGCAACAGGGAAUGCCAGAGCCUGAGAACCAGGGACGGCAGUUUCACAGAGGGCAGCAGCCCUAUCCAGGGCCUGGACUAGGACCAGAAACAGAGUACAGUGGCUAUGACAGGUUCUGGAACCAAGGCUAUCAUUCAGCAGAUCCAUACUCUGAACCUGGUUUACCACAAGACAUGCAACCACCUGAAAACUUUGACCAUGUGUAUAACUAUUUAUCAUCUACCAGAAAUGUGGACUUUGACCAGAGCUCAGAGAAAGUACCACUUGCAGCAGAUUUACCAUUUAGUUCAUCUCAUCCAAGAAGACUGAGUUUAGGCCAGCCAUAUGCCUGUCAAACCUCUCCCACCCCCUCAAAUCCAACCGAACAAAAGCAGUUUUUCCAGGAGCCUCACACUGACCGCAAAGAUCCUACAGUGAAACGAGGGCUGAGAAACUGGAGGAUUAGCUCAUUCCUCAGUGCGCAUGAUAAUCCAGGAGAUGAAGGCCUGCCAUUGGUAACACCUCAGGCACCAGACGCUUUUGAAGAGCCCUUGAACCCCAUACCGCAAACAGCACCGGGAGUAGAUUUAACAUAUCCUAAAAUCCCCAAUGUCAGGGAGUUUAAGGUUCCUGCAAUACCCAGGGCAAGUCAGAUUCCAGGUUAUAUCAAAGCCACUGUACGAGAGCAACCAAAGAAAUUGCCUGAUGAACCUCCUGCAGUGACAACAGAAACUAAAACAACACCGACACCUUCAGAGUCGUCAUCCACAGCUGAAGGGGAAAAGGCAGAGGAAGCAGAAGAAAAAGAACAGAAAGAACCAAAAACCUCUGUUCUUCGCAGGGAGGAGUCGUUCCGUAGGAAUUACAAUCCUGCCGCUCCAAGGAGCUCCAGAUUAAGAUCUUCUCUGAUAUUCAGCUCUCUUGAGCAGCAGCAUGGCUCUCAAGAUAGCAAAACUGCCCCAGGCCAACAGGAUGAGGAAAGUGACAAAAAUGAGGCAGAACAGACGAAACUACCUUUUGUUUCACAGGUUCUAGGACAAAGGCGAUCUGCUGCAAGAGAGCCUUUUGAAUGGAACCGUUACAUGAAGUCAGCUUCAGCCACAGACGUGUACAAACCAGAUGAUGGAGAUAGUAAAGCAGAUGAUAAAGAUCUAUCAAAGGAAGAAAAUUCAAAGGAUCUUUCAGAAAACCGUGAGGGAAAGGAGUCAUUAAAACCGCCAGAUGUAGAGCAAAAUUUGUCACCAUCAGUGCCCAGAUCCAAGCCUCCUGAACAACCAGUGCAACCACCCAAGCCUUUGUUCACCACUUCAUAUGAUAUGAAUGAUCCUGAUAAGAGGCUCAUGUUUUUCAAAGAGUUGGCAGCGAAACGCAAGGCAGCUAAGGCUGCAGAAGCUGAAAAGAGCAAAGACAAGGCUCCAUUGAAACUGCCAACUGAUCUAAAAAACACCACUGCUAAAAAGGAGGAACCUGAAGGAAAGGAAGGUUCAGAAAAGAUGACCACUACUUCCCCAUCUAUGGGUUUAUCUGAAAAAAAUGUUACUGCAGGUGAUGCAGGGAAAACAGCGUCCACUGAAGAAUGCAAGUCAGUCAGUCUAUCUUUAGAUGCUGGUGAUAAGACAAACAAGCAGGACAGUCUUGUCAAAAAUGAGUCAAGUAUCCCCCAAAGUUGUAAAGAGGAACAAACUGGAGUUUCAACUGAUUCAGAGAAGAUAGAGCUGAAAAACAGCCAACCAGCAAUAUCUCUGCCUGUUACUGCAGAAACAGAAACUCCUUCAAGUGAACCUCCUGAGGAUCUAAAGCCGUCAAAACCUGCUGUAAAAGAGAGUAGCCCAAGUCAACCACCUGCACCAACAGGUGCUACUCCUGAUGUCCCUUCUCUUAUACAAGGUACUGAUGAAAGUGAAAGCCCAAGCCAUGAUCCCACCUCAAAGGAGUCCAGUUCGCUCAUUUCCAGUUCAGUGGAGGCACCACCAUCUUCUGCACCUGCUGCAUUGGAUUCUAACACCCAAAGUCCUGAAUCAGAAAUCAGCAUCUCCAAACCUGCCCUGCUGCCUGAACCACAGACUGGAUCAGAAUUGAGCUCUUCUAACCCAUCGGUUCAAAGCUCUGUCUCUGAUCACAUUCUGUCAGAUUCUGGUUCACAGGUCAGUCCAAGUCCUCCAACCUCUAGCUCUGCUGCUCUUUCCACUCCUGGAGAGACUUUAUCUUCUGAUGUUACCCCAGAAGACUCCAGCUCAACCCUGUCCUCCAGCAUAUUGUCUCCAAAUUCUGAUAAAACAGAAGCACAGGACUCACUACUUGAGUCCUCCCAAACAACUGACAAACCUUCUGCAGAAUCUGAGUCUACCCAGAUUGAUCCAGAUCCUAUUUCCCAGUUGACGUCAUCCGAGACCCCUUCAGCAGUCGACUCUGCACAUGUGGAAUCUGAUAUUUCUCCUGACAAAGGUGCUGAACCAAACACAUCCUCAUUACAGUCAACCACAAAUAUAAACUCUGAAGAAUCUUGUGCUCCUACACCUGUAUCAGAAAAUGAGUCUGUUCCCAAGGCUGUUGCAGAGGAAUCUGAGGUUCCUGGAUCAUCAGAGGAUGUUAAAGCUGAUAGCACACCUCCUAGUCCUAGCCCUUCAUCACCCAAGUCAGGUUUACCUAAUGUGUCUGAUCUGGAAAGUUCUACUUCCAAACCUGAUCAGAUUGAGACCAUUACUGUCCAACCCCAGCCUGAGCAUACCCAAUCAGAAACAUGCUCUCCUGUCAAUCCAGACGUUACUUCUAAUGCUUCACAGUCCCCAACAAAUGCAUCUCCACAAGAUGCACCAACACAAGCAACCCCUCCCCCUGAACUUAACCUUACUACAUCUGUCACUCCCACUCCUGUUGAAACUGUGUCAUGUUCCCCUCCUCUAACUGAGUCGGUUGGAUCAGUUUUGCCCCCUGAGGCUGAAAAAACAGAAAGAGACACGUCGACAUUGUGCAGCACCUCAGAUCCAACCCCUCCUCCUGAGGAGAUUACAACAGACUCAAACAAAACUCCAACGCUCCCAUCAACAGAAACUUCUAGUCCAACUGAGCCUACCUCAAAAAUCCCAACAGAGCCAGAGGCUAUACCUGAGUCUGUGACUUCUGAAAGCCUGCCUUCAGAGCCACCUGUACCUGCUGAAAAUAGUAAAGUAGACCAUCAGAGUGACGUAAUCAAAGAGCCAGAAUUGCCUGACUCUGGUGAGAAAAAAUCUGAUGAUACUGAGGCCACAAAUAAGGUCAAGAAAAGUGCUACGCAGGAAUCUGUCACAAAUAAAAAAACAAAUGACCAAGUAAGACAAAAUAACUGCACCGAACCAGCAGAGGUCGUACCGGAUGAAGUCGUUCCUCUGUCGCCGCAGACCAAGCAGCCGAAAACAGGCCCGUCCCGCUACCACUCAUCUACAGCCAACGUGCUCUCGUGCAGCAACCUCAGAGACGAUACAAAGCUGCUUCUAGAGCAGAUUUCCGCCAACAGCCAGAGCAGGAACGAGGCUACCAAAGAGUCUCCCGUCACCGAUGACGAGAAGGAGGACGAGGCUGACAAAAACGCCAAAAGGGAGAAAGAGAGAGGGCUCAAGACAUUUGGCAGAGGGCCGCCCAAGUCGACGCAGGAGAAGGAGAAGCUGCUGGAGAGGAUCCAGAGCAUGAGGAAGGAGAGGAAAGUUUACAGUCGAUUUGAGAUGGCACCUUAGCUGGUAUCCAAAGAAAGUUGAGAGAAUGAACAGUAAGUGUAGAAAAAAGGUGAAAAGGUUUGAGUGAUGAGCAAAGACAUGAGCUACAGAAGGUGAAACUAAUAAAGGAAUACAAAACUGUCCCGAUUACAUGUGCCAUGUGCAACAAAGGGAUUCUUACUGUGGGUGAAUCUACCAGCGUAAUGGACUGAGAAUACAUGUAAAUGAUCAAAUAUGUUUUUACUGACUGUAUGGGUAAAGUGCAAUGUGUGCAACAGAUGUUUUUCUAUGAUGAUGCCUGUCCUUGCCUUAUUUUUAAAGCACUGACAGCCAUCAAAUUCAUGUCAGCUGUGUUUUCAUUUAGACAAAAUGUGAUGAGAUGAUCUUAAGUAGUCUGUCAAACUGUAACAUACUGUAGUUUGUAUUAUAGUAUUUCACAAUCAUGUUAAACAAGACGUUGAUUAUUGCAUAUACAUGUAUUCGUGAAGCAGGUCCAGAAAAGGCUGUUAUUGUUCUGAUGUAAAUAAACUGUAACUUUAAUUCUUUGUGAUCUGAAAAAUGACGAACAAACCUGAAAUUGAAACAGCUUAAACACGAUAUACCUACAAUAUUACUGUGUAAAUCAUCGCACACCAUAGAGUAUGUGAUGUUUUUGUCUUUGUUUCUGUUGAAAAUUAGGUUGAAUGUCACUGAUUCAAGCUGCCGCUUAUUGUCUUAAAGGGUCAGUUCACCCAAAUCACCCAAAGUAUUUUUACAGAGUGAAGUAAAACAUUUUUACUUAGAUUAGUAAAACAAACAUGCAUGUAAGAAAUAGAUAUUUCAUAAUGUGCUGCAACCAACCCUCUAAUUGUCUCUGAAAAUUCACCUGCCCUGUCAUUUUUUAAAUGUAAACUUGUCAUACUUGUAUAUUGAAACAACAGUAUGUAGACUUGUGCUCUGAACGUUACACUUUUUAUAAUGGAUUUAUGUCUUCAGCAGGAUUUGCCAUUUGUAAAUAAAAUGCCUUAAAAAUGUAUCACAA
Molecule: messenger RNA, 6400 nt
Organism: Lates calcarifer (barramundi perch)
Lineage: Eukaryota; Metazoa; Chordata; Actinopteri; Centropomidae
Gene: sack1ha
Product: family with sequence similarity 83 member Ha
Exons: 6
Coding region: 529-5400 (1623 amino acids)
Biological process (GO): positive regulation of cell migration; intermediate filament cytoskeleton organization; protein localization to cytoskeleton
Cellular component (GO): keratin filament
Molecular function (GO): keratin filament binding
Source: RefSeq, a predicted model, not a curated record